UGACUCUGUGUCAUAUAAUACUUUAUUUAACAUUAAUACAGUGGCUUUGACAGUAAUAUAUCCUGUCAGUUAAAACAUGCAUUUUAACACAGGUAAAUCCACUGAGUGUUUACCCCGAGUACUGUACCAUGAUGCGGUUGUUGACUGUCGUAGUGGUGGUGUUGGCUGGGCCGCUGCACCUCGUCACUGCCCAUAAGAUGGAACUGGGACUUUGUAAGUCCAUGCCAGAGGUAGAGAACUUUGACCCAGACAAGUUUGCAGGUGAAUGGUAUGUGUUGGAGUCAGUGUUAACCAGCAGCUCCUGCGUAAGACUGGUGUUCAACCGUACUCAGGAAGGCUUCACGAUGCAACACUUUAGAGAGCUGUUUAUAGCUCAGGUUGUCGGCUUCAACCACGUCUUCAGAACCACCGGUAUCCUGCGACUCAUCAAAGGCACAGCCAGGAUGAUCAUGAUUAUGAUAUACAUUGCUUCUAGAGAGGUGGUAAAGAUUUGCCUUGUUUCCAAAGGUGUAACGAAGAGGCUUGAGGAAUUGCAGAACUUGGGUGAGAGUGAAGUGAUGAGGUUGUUUGCAGAAGAACUUGACAGUUUCUGCACCGAGGCCUAUCUAGAGUUUAAUGCAGAUCCAAGGUUAUUCACCACCUACCUGACAGUGGUGGACACAGACUACACCCAGUACGCUGUACUCUACGAGUGUACAACAAUGAUGUUUGUGCGCCGCUACACAGUGCGCAUACUCAGUCGCCAGCCCACCCUGGAUGCUGUUCUCCUACGCCAGCUUCCUCUUGUUGUAUUACCUGAUCCAUAG
This is a messenger RNA of Cherax quadricarinatus, 806 nucleotides long. RefSeq names its product apolipoprotein D-like. Lineage: Eukaryota; Metazoa; Arthropoda; Malacostraca; Decapoda; Parastacidae. Gene Ontology annotation, biological process: response to reactive oxygen species; lipid metabolic process. Gene Ontology annotation, cellular component: cytoplasm. The record is from RefSeq and is a predicted model, not a curated record.